This is a messenger RNA of Pogona vitticeps (central bearded dragon), 3150 nucleotides long. RefSeq names its product pleckstrin homology domain containing O2 (gene PLEKHO2). The record is from RefSeq and is a predicted model, not a curated record. NCBI's taxonomy places the organism in Eukaryota, Metazoa, Chordata, Lepidosauria, Squamata, Agamidae. Gene Ontology annotation, biological process: macrophage apoptotic process.
UUUUUGGCACGUCUGGAUCCUGGACUUUAUUAUUAUUUUUUUUCCGCCUUGCAAAGUUGGGGAACUCCAUCCCUUUAGCCUUUUCCUCCUGCAUCCGAGAGCCCGGCAUGUUUGCUCCGCUGGCUCGGGCGAGCCAACCCCGUGAGACAAGGAUGGAGCAGCCUGGAGGCUUUUAAAAACCCCAUACACCAGGAGGGCGCGCCGCGUUCACACGUUCUCUCUCCCAGGCAGGAGACAAACCCCGGGUUCUGUGCGCCGGAGUGGAACAGCUUUUUGCUCCUGGCUUCUUGAUUUUGGGAUUUGGUACUGAAGUUGUCGGAAAAGGGAGAAGCUCUCCGACCUCGUCUUCCUCCCCUUCUCCACCAUGGAAGAUGGUGUCAAGGAGGAAACCCCGGAGAAGCCAAAGUGUCCCAUCGUGGUGGACAAAGCAGGAUGGAUCAAGAAGAGCAGCGGGGGUCUUCUGAGUCUCUGGAAGGAACGUUACAUCCAGCUAUGCAAAUCCCAGCUCUUGAUGUAUGAAAAUGAGGAGGAACAGAAGUGUGUUGAGACGGUGGAGCUGGAAAGGUAUGACAGGUGCCAAGACCUACGUGCGCUGCUGAAAAGGAGGAACCGCUUCAUUUUAAUUCGGGCGCCAGGUUGCAAGGUGCAAGAUAUCAAAUUCCAGGCAUCAAGUGGGGAAGAAAAAGAGUCCUGGAUGAAGGCACUCAAUGAAGGCAUUAACCGAGGCAAGAACAGAAUAUUGGAUGAGGUAAAAGUUGAUGAAAGCCUUUCUCUGGAACAUGUGACGCGAAGGAGAGCAAAAGUGGCUCAGGGUCGCCGUCCUCCGACCAGAAGCCAUCUCAAAGAGGUUGCCAGUGCUAUGUCAGAUGGUAUUCUGAGACUGGAUCUGGAUGUGCCAGACAGUAGCCCUCCAAACAUCACCGUGGUUGUGAGUGAUGCUGCUGAUGUCCCUCUUCCCAAGGAGACCCCGAAACCGCCUAUGCCACCUAUAAAACCACUUAUGCCUCCUACAGAGGAGCCGAGAACGGAUUCCGCUCCAGAAGAUCAGGAAGUCAAGAAACCUCCUGUACCGCCGGCAAAGCCACCGAAAGAUGCAGGGGCACCAGGGGAAACGAUGAACUCUGUGAAGGAGGAGCAAGAAAAUGGAGAUGGCGCUGCUGUUCCUGGGGAGGAGGACGUCGCGUCCAAAAUGGAGGCCAAGAGGCCUCCGGCACUUCCAGCUAAGCCUCCUAAGGAAGGAGCUGCCGCCAGUGAAAAUACGGACUCUGUGAGGAUGAUGGAGGAGGAACAGCAGCAGAGGAAGGAGAAAGAUGAUGCUGUUAUAGAUGAUGAGGGUGAAGAACCCAAAGUUGAAUUGGAUGGAGAGUCCCUAGAGGAAGCCAACCACUCUGCUCCAGUCCCUCCACCUAAAAUAUUGCCUGAUAAGGUGAAGGUAACAUGGGACAGUCCCGCUUCCGAAGAGCCGGAGGCGGUUCCCACAGACCCGUCAACAGCCGGCAGCAAAGAAGACCUUCAGGAGAUAGUAAAACCUCCAACGCCGCCUCCGAAGAUUAUAUCAGAGAGGCUGAAAGCCAGCAUGGCCUCCCAGCGGAGCAGUUUGGACAAAGAUGUUGGCGAAGGCAACAGCCAACACCAGGAGCCAAAAGCCCCCAUGAAUGGCUUUGCUGGCAAUGGAGUGGCCGAGCCCGUCUUCCAAGAUGGAGAGGAGGCCCUUCAAGGGGAGCAGAGGGGUUGCCCAGAGCACGGAGCAACGGUGAACGUCCUGCCUUCUAAAGACCAGCCACCUGGGUCAAUGCUGGUGAGAAAUUCUCCAGCUACCAAGCCUCGCUGUUCCUCCGUGGGAGACCUACUGUCUGGACCCACCAAGGACUCCCUCCCGGGGCAUGAUCUCUGGCAGGGACCUGCCCUCCGCGUGGCCCGGAUGGAGCACAAAGUGGCUUGCGAACAGGAAAGAACAGAAAAACUUCUGCAGAAAGUUCUCCAGGGGGGACUUGAGGAGGGCCGGGAAGGCAACGGACCUCCGGUAAGCGCAGAGAUGCUGCUCAACGAGGCGGCGGAACAGCUCCGGCAAGCUACGCAGGUCUUGAAAGAGGUUAGAGAUUUUGGAGAACUGAAAAAGGAACCUGCAGAGCGACGGAAAGGAGUAGCAAAGGAUCUGGUGACUCUCUAUAGGAGAAGUGCUCCCUGAGCAGAGGGCGCUUCUGCUUUAUGACUUCACCGAAAUAUAUAACACACUUUCUACUGUCUUGCUAGGCCAGUGUCUUAUGAAACAAGGGUUGCCUGUGUUGUUUUGCUGCACAUUCCCAGCAGAAAAGCAAAUAGUGGCUUAAUUAUUGUAGCACCCUUCUGUGGUGACCUCGGGCUGUGGUUUGCCGUCCUCAAAGGGGGCCCUGGAAUACUGGCAAGAAGAGGAUGAUUGUAGCCUUCAGCUCCUAUUCUUAAAAGGCUAGUGAUGGUGGCAGGGACAGGAAAGGCUGUCUUCUUCUCAUUCUUGCUUCCUCAGAGACCCUUUGUAGGAACUCUGAAAGCAUCAGCUGAUGGGCCAGAGCACUCCAGAGUUCCCGAGAGCCAACGAGAGUCAGGGUUGAGAAGGCAAGAAAAGCCCUCUUUAAAUAAUCUUCCCGACACCCCUUUUUUCCUGACCCGCUAGUUCUUGUGAGUGGUGGCCACCUGCCCCACCACUCAAGAACCUUCAAGCCCUUGACUGGGAUGAGGCGAGGAUGGGUCCCAAAAUGAUGGAGCAGGGAAGAGAGUCCGACCCUGGUUCGAUGCACUGAUUUUUCAGUUCCUGUUACACUGAGGAACUGACUUUGGAUAGCAGAUGGAGACCGGGCAUAACGGCUUGACCCCAGGCUGUGUGAAUGGUCAAGACGUGAUCAAGCCCUAGUAGAGGUUGUGGGUCUAAAACUAUGCACAUAAAAUACGUGAUGCAUGCGGUCCGCAACCUUUUCCAGCCAGUGUUUCACCAAUCCUUCUGUCAAAGGCAGGGCCGUUGUUGAUGAGGGGAAAGUUACCAAAGCUUUGUCCAUGGCACUGAAAUCUUUGUGAUCGUUAUGUGCCUUGAAGUCUCCUCCGACUCAUGGCGACCCUAUCAAUGACCAACCUCCAAAAUAUCCUGUCCUCAACUGCCCUGCUCAGCUCUUACAAAUU